Messenger RNA from Cantharellus anzutake, 1704 nucleotides. RefSeq names its product beta-tubulin. Lineage: Eukaryota; Fungi; Basidiomycota; Agaricomycetes; Cantharellales; Hydnaceae. The record is from RefSeq and is a predicted model, not a curated record. Gene Ontology annotation, cellular component: microtubule; cytoplasm. The transcript is spliced from 14 exons. Gene Ontology annotation, molecular function: GTP binding; structural constituent of cytoskeleton; GTPase activity. Gene Ontology annotation, biological process: microtubule cytoskeleton organization; mitotic cell cycle. The coding region runs from base 103 to 1413 and encodes 436 amino acids.
GACAUGGUCCGAGAAUUUGAAGCUCCGUUUCAAUCAGAAAUCUGCCAACUUCCUCAAUUUCUCUUCGUCAAAUCCAUCACCCAGCUGGGAUUCUCUUAAACCAUGCGCGAGAUCGUCCACCUCCAGACCGGUCAGUGUGGCAACCAAAUUGGAUCCAAAUUCUGGGAGGUUGUUUCAGACGAGCAUGGGAUCGAUAACGAUGGAGUGUACCGCGGGACUUCCGACAUCCAGCUAGAAAGGAUAAAUGUUUAUUACAACUCGACUGGAGAUCUGGAACCUGGUACCAUGGACUCACUUCGAUCUGGUCCUCUGGGUGGUCUCUUCCGCCCCGACAACUUUGUCUUCGGGCAGAGCGGUGCUGGAAACAACUGGGCCAAAGGCCACUACACCGAAGGCGCGGAGUUGGUUGAUAGCGUUCUGGACGUGGUGCGAAAAGAAGCCGAGAACUGUGACUGCCUGCAAGGGUUCCAAAUCACACAUUCCUUGGGUGGAGGGACAGGGGCCGGUAUGGGGACACUUUUGAUUUCAAAAAUCCGUGAAGAGUACCCCGACCGCAUGAUGUGCACCUUUUCUGUGGUGCCUAGUCCAAAGACUUCUGACACAGUUGUCGAGCCUUACAACGCCACUCUGUCAGUCCACCAGCUCGUGGAAAAUUCAGAUGAGACUUUCUGCAUCGAUAAUGAGGCCUUAUACGACAUUUGCACGCGUACACUGAAGCUUAGCACUCCGACUUAUGGUGACUUAAACCACCUUGUCUCCGUUGUCAUGAGUGGCAUUUCCACCUCGCUCCGAUUCCCUGGCCAGCUUAACUCAGACCUUAGAAAGAUGGCUGUCAACCUGGUUCCUUUCCCCCGUCUUCACUUCUUCAUGGUUGGCUUCGCGCCCUUGACUGCUCGUGGAAGCCAGCAAUUCCGCGCCGUCACUGUUGCCGACCUCACGCAACAGAUGUUCGACGCUAAGAACAUGAUGGCCGCUUCUGACCCGAGACAUGGCCGAUACCUCACUGUUGCUGCCGUCUUCCGUGGGAAAGUCAGUAUGAAGGAGGUGGAGGACCAAAUGCAAAUCGUUCAGCAGAAGAACUCGUCCUACUUCGUGGAAUGGAUUCCUAGCAACGUCCUCACCGCACAAUGUGAUAUUCCUCCGCGCGGAUUCAAGAUGUCGGUGACCUUUAUUGGUAAUUCAACUUCUAUCCAGGAAUUAUUCAAGCGCGUCAGCGAUCAGUUCUCAGCGAUGUUCAAGCGCAAGGCUUUCCUUCACUGGUACACCCAGGAGGGUAUGGAUGAGAUGGAAUUCACCGAAGCUGAGUCAAACAUGCAGGACCUGGUUGCAGAGUACCAGCAAUAUCAGGAUGCCGUUGCUGAGGACGAUCCCGAGUACGAAGAUGGUGCUUAUGAACAAGAAGGUCAAGAGUAGAUGGUCUUAGCUGCUCCAUUCUCCCCUCCAGUUACCCGUUUAAAAUGCAAUUCCUCCGUUCUCCUCAUAUUCUUACUCCUUGGUCUCUCUUCUACUCUCUUCUAGUUUGCACGUCAGAUGAAGAUACCUAUACGAAUGCACAUAACUACGAUGUUUCCUUCUCACCCUUUGAAGCCAUAAAAGUGUGUCCUUGCCCGAGAGAUAGGCGGUCCGUGCGAAAAGAUUUGUGCGGAUGCAAAGUAGCUGUCCAAAUAGAACGCUAUUCGAAAUCAAAUAUAUCGACAUUCCAAG